Messenger RNA from Glycine soja, 1096 nucleotides. RefSeq names its product ethylene-responsive transcription factor ESR2-like. Gene Ontology annotation, molecular function: DNA binding; DNA-binding transcription factor activity. The record is from RefSeq and is a predicted model, not a curated record. The coding region runs from base 26 to 1096 and encodes 356 amino acids. The transcript has a single exon. Lineage: Eukaryota; Viridiplantae; Streptophyta; Magnoliopsida; Fabales; Fabaceae. Gene Ontology annotation, biological process: regulation of DNA-templated transcription.
UCGGUUACGCUGCUCCAAUCAUAUAAUGGAAGAAGCACUCCGUCGUCUCAACGGAAUGGCCCCCACUCAAGUCCCCGACACAACCGUCUCCGACCACCACCCCAAGAAGAGCGCCACCAAGCGCGGGCUGCGCGACAACGCCAGCUCCGGCGGCACCAUGCGGUACCGCGGCGUGCGCCGCCGCCCCUGGGGCCGGUACGCCGCCGAGAUCCGUGACCCGCAGUCGAAGGAGCGGCGCUGGUUGGGCACCUUCGACACGGCGGAGGAGGCCGCCUGCGCCUACGACUACGCCGCCCGCGCCAUGCGCGGCGCCAAGGCCCGCACCAAUUUCGUCUACCCCGACGCCGCCGACCCCCACCACCACCUCUUCCAACCCUACAAUAUCAACCCCAAACACUGCCACGUCACCAGGUGGAUCCCCAACCAAAAUUUAAGCGCUGACUUCUCCACAAAUGGCCACAACAACAACAACCCUUCUUCUUCUUCUUCUUCUUCUUCUCUUAACAUGCUUCUCUUUCGUGACUUUCUCAACUCUUCUUCUCACCACUUUCAUAACAAUAAUAAUAAUAGCAAGUCUUCUAGUUGUUAUGUAAACUCUUCAUCAUCAUCUUCUUCUGCCACUAACUGUCUCCAAGGUUGUUGCUUUACCAACGCUAAUUUUGGAAUGGAAGUUGCUGAAGCUAUUGAUGAAGAAUCGGAGUUUUUCCCGCGAGAGUCUUCGGAUUCUGGAUUGUUGGAGGAGAUUGUCCACAAGUUCUUGCCAAAAUCGAAGCCCAAGAAUGAAACUUUGUCAGCUCCUGAGAUGCUUCCUCAACCGAAAUUUGAUCACAAGAAUGUUUCUGCUGCAAAGGGUUAUGCUGAUAUUAGGACGAGGGUUCCGAAGGUUGAAGCUUUUGGUGUCCCUUAUGAUUCUUCUCCCGUGCAGCAGCAAUUCGAAGCCCUUCAUCAUGGUUUCAACACCAUGCAGGGUGUGGCUAUGGAGAGAAACAAUCAGUUUGUGAUGAACCAUGUUGCUGCAGGGUGCUCCAACAUGGAAGAUUUUCUUCAGUAUCCAGAGCUUUUUAAUUCUCUUGCAGCCAGGAUGCAAAACGCUUAG